CAGCCUAGUCACUGCCAACGUAGGCGCUACCGCGGCUGCCGUCGUUGCCGCCAUUUUGACGGCAGGAACAGUCAGGUUCUGGACGCUGACGCCUUCGGUGGUGGCUUACGGAUGGUCUCCGCCCGAGUUAGGCCUUCCAAAUUCGCCCAUUUGGGCCACGUCCCUCGGAUUAACUUUACAAAAGAAAAGCUAUUUUCCGACAGUCCUCUCCGCUAGAAAUGGCCAAUGUGCUUUGUAACAGAGCCAGACUGGUUUCCUAUCUCCCAGGGUUGUGCUCUUUAGUUAAAAGGGUUGUCAAUCCCAAAGCCUUUUCAACUGCGGGAUCCUCAGGUUCUGAUGAGUCUCACGUGGCCACUGCACCUCCAGAUAUAUGCUCUCGAACAGUAUGGCCUGAUGAAACUAUGGGACCAUUUGGACCUCAGGAUCAGAGAUUCCAGCUUCCUGGGAAUAUAGGUUUUGAUUGUCACCUCAAUGGGACUGCUUCACAGAAGAAAAGCCUGGUUCAUAAAACUUUGCCUGAUGUUCUAGCAGAACCUUUAUCAAGUGAAAGACAUGAGUUUGUGAUGGCACAGUAUGUAAAUGAAUUUCAGGGUAAUGAUGCACCUGUCGAACAAGAAAUUAACAGUGCAGAAACUUACUUUGAAAGUGCCAGAGUAGAGUGCGCAAUCCAAACAUGUCCAGAAUUGCUGCGAAGAGAUUUUGAAUCACUAUUUCCAGAAGUAGUUAAUAACAAACUAAUGAUUCUGACUGUAACACAGAAGACUAAGAAUGACAUGACUGUUUGGAGUGAAGAAGUGGAAACUGAAAGAGAAAUGCUCUUAGAAAAGUUCAUCAGUGGUGCUAAGGAAAUUUGCUAUGCUCUUCGAGCCGAAGGAUACUGGGCUGACUUUAUUGACCCAUCAUCAGGUUUGGCAUUUUUUGGACCAUAUACAAACAACACUCUUUUUGAAACAGAUGAACGCUACCGACAUCUAGGAUUCUCUGUUGAUGAUCUUGGAUGCUGUAAAGUGAUUCGUCAUAGUCUUUGGGGUACCCAUGUAUUUGUAGGAAGUAUCUUCACUAAUGCAACACCAAACAGUCAUAUUAUGAAGAAAUUAAGUGGAAACUAGCAGUAACGUCAGUUUAUUUGCAGAACUGUUUGUAUUAACAUUUGAGUUGAUCUAUAAACAUUGUCAAAGACUUCAAUUUUUAAAAGAUACUUAUUUCUAAGUAUUUAUUUCAACAUUUAUGAAUUUACAACAUUCUUAAGUGAUUUGGGAUUUUAAAAUUACAAAUGCUUAUUAUUUGUAAUAUCUUUGAAUACAUGAGCACAUCCACAUCAUAUAGAAUGUGACAAUUAGCAUGUAACCAGGGUAUAAUCUCUUAUUGUUAUUUCUCCCCUUUAUUGAAAAAAAAAAAAAAACUCAGUUUUGUGUUGCUCCAAAAUAAACCACACAUUUGGUUA
This is a messenger RNA of Nycticebus coucang (slow loris), 1444 nucleotides long. It is a transcript of the gene MMADHC, whose product is annotated as metabolism of cobalamin associated D. The coding region runs from base 219 to 1109 and encodes 296 amino acids. Gene Ontology annotation, biological process: cobalamin metabolic process. The transcript has 8 exons. NCBI's taxonomy places the organism in Eukaryota, Metazoa, Chordata, Mammalia, Primates, Lorisidae. The record is from RefSeq and is a predicted model, not a curated record. Gene Ontology annotation, cellular component: mitochondrion.